This is a messenger RNA of Blastocystis hominis, 2307 nucleotides long. RefSeq names its product Acetyl CoA synthetase subunit ?. The record is from RefSeq and is a predicted model, not a curated record. Lineage: Eukaryota; Bigyra; Opalinata; Blastocystidae. Bases 1 to 2307 code for a protein of 768 amino acids. Gene Ontology annotation, molecular function: ATP binding. The transcript is spliced from 8 exons.
AUGCUAGCAGGACGGUUCCUCUGGAAUUGUAGACGAGUGUGCGUCCGUUCGUUUGCCAGUUCUCUCAAAGAUAUCUCGAUUAAGGGAUUUUUCGAAGCAAAGACGUAUGCGGUUAUCGGUGCGAGCACAAAGCCUGGUACGUUAGGACAUACAAUUUGCGAGAAUUACGUGCGUACUUACAAAGGAGAAGCCUUUUUUGUGAAUCCGAAGGGAGGAGAGCUCUUUGGAAAGCCUAUCUACAAAUCGGUUCUGGAUGUCCCUGGAGAGAUCGAGGCAGCGGCGGUCGUCGUUUCGGUGAAGUUUGCUUUACAGUCUGCGGAAGAGUGUAUGAAGAAAGGAGCCAAAUACCUGAUUAUGAUUCCUGGUGGUUUCAAGGAGUCAAAAACCGAAGACGGUAUCAAGAAGCAAGAGGAACUUGUAAAAUUAGCGCACAAAUGCAACUGUCGAAUUCUAGGUCCCAAUUGCAUGGGAGUGUAUGAUCCAAACCACUCUCCCACUCUCAUUCCCCUCUCAUCCCCAGACUGUCCAAGCCGGGCUUCGGCCCCGUCGGCAUUUUCUCUCAGAGCGGCUCGAUCGCGUCUGCGAUCCUCAACGAGCUCUCAGGCCGCCACAAGGACGGCUGGAUCUCGAAGUUCAUCUCCUUCGGCAACGCCUGCGACGUCAACGAGCUGGACAUCCUCGCCUACUACGCCGACGAGCCCUCCGUCCAGCAGGCCUGGGCCUAUCUCGAGGGCUUCCGCGACGCGCCCGCUUUCAUGCGCCAAGCUCGGCUCUUCUCCAAGAAAAAGCCGCUUCUGCUCAUCAAGGCCAACCGCAGCGCUGCGGGCGCCAAGGCCUCCGCGUCGCACUCCGCGUCCCUCGCCGCCAACGACGCCGUCUGCGACCAGCUGCUGCAGAACGUGGGGGGUGCCGGGAGAGGCGGGUAAUGCCCAGGCGGGCGUGAUUCGCUGCGACGUCUGGCGCGAUCUCUUCAACAUCGGCCGGCUCAUCCGCUCCCAGCCGCUCCCGCGGGGACGGCGCGUCGGAGUCGUGACGAAUGUCGCGGGGAUGGGGACCAUGAUCGCCGAUGCCGCCACUCUCUUCCAAAUGAAACUCCCGGCGUUUUCGACGCAGACGCUGUCGGCGUUUUCGACGCGAUUCCCGCGGUUCUUGCCGUAUUCGAACCCGCUGGAUUUGGCGGGGAAGUUGAAUUUGGCGGGGUUGAUGGAGGCGGCGAGCGAAGCCAUGAAGGACGCUAACAUGGAUGUUAUCGUGUUGGGUCUGGAGCCGAAUUCCAUCGAACACGGAGAUCCCGCGGAAAUGGCCAAGCAGUUGGCGGACAGGUUCGGACCGGGGAAAACGGAGAAGCCCUUUUUGGUGGUGGAGUUCGGCGGGACGCAGGAAUUCGAUCGAACGCUCCGCAUGGCGCUAAAAGAACGGGGAAUUGCGAUUUAUAGCGGACCGGAGGAAGCGCUGCGCGGCCUCGGAAAACUCAUGAAGUACGCCGAAUUCCGCGACCAGCAGAGCCCCACCGACGAGACGUACGCCUCGGUGGACUUCCCCGCGGUGAAGUCACUCUUCCGGAAAGUCCAGAAAUCGGGGCGAAAAGUGCUGACGGAGGUGGAAGGGUACGAGGUGCUGUGUCACUGCGGAAUCCAAACCCCCGCGCACGCCGUCGUGACGAGCGGGACUUCCGCGGGGGACUUCGCGGCGAAGCUGUUUUCGCGGGGCGUUCGGAGCGUGGUGGCGAAGGUGGUUUCUCCGGAUAUUCUGCACAAGACGGACGUGGGCGGCGUUUCGUUGAAUUUGGAGUCGGAGGAAGCGGUGAGUCGCGAAGUGGCGCGUCUGCACGCGAAGUUCAGCGCGCAGGGAAUCGAGUAUCACGGCAUCAUGGUGAGCGAGAUGGUGCCAAAGGGGCUGGAGAUGAUGAUCGGAGCCAAUCGCGAUGCGGCGUUCGGUCCGCUGACGGUCGCGGGAGCCGGCGGCGUGUUCGUGGAGCUGCUGAAGGACGUGGCGUUCAAUAUGUGUCCGGUGAGCAUCGAAGAAGCGAAGCGAUCGCUGUGCCAUUUGAAGUAUCGCGAGAUGAUGGAGGGAAAACUGGGACUUCCGCCGUUGAAUCAGGGACUGUUCGCGCGGUCCGUGUCGGCGGUGUCGUGCUUGAUGAAGGAGUGUCCGGAGAUCAAGGAGCUCGAUAUCAAUCCGCUCAUUCAGAUGAAGGACGGGAACUUGACUGCGGUGGAUUCGGUGAUAAAAUUGGAGUGGAGUGUUUGUUGGAAACAGAGAAAAACAGGAAAUAAUACGAGGAAGCGGCGCUGCGCUCCACGGUGA